Messenger RNA from Aureobasidium subglaciale EXF-2481, 468 nucleotides. RefSeq lists its product as uncharacterized. NCBI's taxonomy places the organism in Eukaryota, Fungi, Ascomycota, Dothideomycetes, Dothideales, Saccotheciaceae. The transcript has 2 exons. The record is from RefSeq and is a predicted model, not a curated record. Bases 1 to 468 code for a protein of 155 amino acids.
AUGCCAGCAUCACCAGGCGACCCCGAAGAAAGGGAUGCAUUCUCCUGGAGCCACGAGCAGGGGCCUGUGGUGAGCGCCUCGCCCGGUACCUCGUCCACCGCUUCCUCGUCCAGCUACUCGAAGGACGGUACUGAAGAUGAGCCUGGAUCAUUUUCUCUUGCUCUCGUCAUGGCAGAGAAUAGGAGACAACGUGAUGCACACCAGGCACAUCAACAAGCCAAUGGUGGGCUCAUGUAUUUCGAGUGGCUGAACCGCAAUCCUGCCUUGCCUGUCCGCCAACAGCAUGGCAUCAUGCGACUGAUCGUUGUGCGUGUGUGGGCUGUGCUGGUGAGAGCCAAGCAGAAGUUCAUCGACAUUGUCACAUCUCUCCAAGCCUUACAUCGCCAUCUCCGCUGCCCCAUGAUCUCGCCCAUCGGUAAUGAAGACUUGCAACAAGCACAAGAUGAUGCAGAAGUCGAAGCUAGAUGA